This is a messenger RNA of Periophthalmus magnuspinnatus, 2600 nucleotides long. RefSeq names its product v-myb avian myeloblastosis viral oncogene homolog-like 2b (gene mybl2b). Bases 174 to 2063 code for a protein of 629 amino acids. Gene Ontology annotation, biological process: regulation of DNA-templated transcription. Gene Ontology annotation, molecular function: DNA-binding transcription factor activity, RNA polymerase II-specific; RNA polymerase II cis-regulatory region sequence-specific DNA binding. The record is from RefSeq and is a predicted model, not a curated record. Lineage: Eukaryota; Metazoa; Chordata; Actinopteri; Gobiiformes; Gobiidae. The transcript is spliced from 15 exons. Gene Ontology annotation, cellular component: nucleus.
AGAGCGCGGACUACUAAGCUCCAGCUGGCUGCAACUAUCUGCGCUACGGAUCGAGUUUGAGAUUGUUUUAUACAUGAAAACAUAAACUGUAAAAUACUAAACUGGCACGCUAAUAUUCUGCACCCUCAACGGGACAAAUCGGUGCUUCUUCGUAACGAGAGAAAUCAAGGGAAAUGUCCUGGUGGCCUCGCAGUGAGGAUGCAGAAGAGACCGUGCACCAAGACACGGACUCCGAUGUAGCAGACCAGAGGGAUGGUGGGAAAGUGAAGGUGAAAUGGACACAAGAGGAGGAUGACGCACUGAAAGCCUUGGUUCAUCAACUGGGAAAUACUGACUGGAAACGUAUUGCCAGUUUCAUUCCAGCCCACAGUGAACAUCAGUGUCAGCAUCGUUGGUUUAAAGUCUUGGAUCCAGAAUUGGUUAAGGGUCCAUGGACCAAGGAGGAGGAUGAAAAGGUUAUUGAGCUUGUAAACCGUUAUGGAAAUAAACAGUGGGCAGUUGUAGCCAAGCAUCUCAAGGGGAGACUAGGAAAGCAGUGCAGGGAGCGCUGGCAUAACCACCUCAAUCCGAAUGUGAAGAAGUCAUCCUGGACAGCAGAGGAAGAUCUCAUCAUAUACAAAGCUCACUGUCUGCUGGGAAACCGUUGGGCUGAGAUUGCAAAAUUACUGCCUGGACGGACUGACAAUGCAGUGAAGAAUCAUUGGAAUUCAACCAUCAGACGCAAGAUUGAGUUGGGGUUUUAUACGGGGGAGGUAAUUACCUCAGAAGAACUUGAUGAACUGUUGGCCAAAGUUGAUAAAAAUGUACAAGUUUCCAAUUGCUCAAUAGAUUUUGAACAAGACCAAAAACAUGGUGUGCAUCAAGUUGAACUUCCGAUCUCAGUCCCUACUCGAGCUGGACCAAGUAAUGAUGCCACCACAAAGGCUGACACAUCAACAAAGGUCAACCUGGCACCGAAAGUAGAUUCAGACACUGCAGACAUGAUUAGCACCAGUUGGGUGGUGGACAGUUCAGGCUUUCUGUCUCCUACUGGCCCAGCCCUGAAGGAAAUGCUUGAUAUGGUAGAUGGGGACCUAGAUGGAUGGUGUAACUUUGCUGCCUUUGAUCUGCCAGAAGAAAACCCCAGCCCUGAACGUCACCAGUUUCGUCUUGAAGGCAGUGCUUUACAGGAGCUGAGCAAAAGCAGCAAGGGAGAGCUCAUCCCAAUCUCUCCUGGUGGUGUCACACCUCCUGCUAUACUUAACCGUAAAAGUCAUAGACGCAUCGCUUUGUCUCCUGAUACCAACAACUCCAGGACUCCAAAAAGCACACCUGUCAAAAUCCUACCCUUUUCCCCAUCACAGUUCCUUAACAUGUGGACCAAGCAAGAUACCCAUGACUUGGAGAAUCCGUCUCUCACAUCAACACCUGUAUGCAGCCAGAAAGCCUCUGUGAUGACACCACUGCAGCGUGACAAGACGCCUUUAAUUCAGAAGGAAAACUCUGUGUUUGUCACACCAAAUUACAAAUCCGAGCUCUGUACAACCCCACGUACUCCUACUCCUUUUAAAAAUGCUAUGGAAAAAUAUGGCCCAUUGCAGCCACUGCCUCAGACCCCAAAUCUUGAAGAUGAUAUAAAUGAAGUGAUCCUCAGAGAUGCUGGGAUUGAUUUAUCUGUUGCUUGUUCAACGCCUCGCAAAACUACACACCGCCCACCAAUGAAGAAGGUGCGCAAGUCAUUAGCUUUAGAUGCUAUGGAUUGUCACAUGACACCAUCAUCUAAGCGUAAAUCUAUGAAAACUGAGGCUAGACGUUACAUUAAGGAAGAACCCAUGUUAAUUUCUUUAAACUCAACAUCAUUUUGUAAUAGAAGCCAUGACAAUAUCUUGGAUCAGGGUUUCCUUUUGGGACCAAGUGACAAUGCUUUUUUUCCUAGUGCUCUACACAUGCCUAGAAUGACAAAAGAGUGGGAAACCGUGGUAUGUGGACAAACGAAAGACCAACUGAUUAUGAAUGAGAAGGCAAGGCGCUUUCUUCGUUCACUGAAGUCACAUGGUCAUAACAGAGCACUCAUUUUGUCUUGAAACUACUUUAUAUUUAUUUUUUUACUGUACACUCUUGAGAAGAAACCACAUCAAUUUUGUGAUGUGAGGCUAGACUGUUCUGUAUUAGUAAUUUUCAAAACCAAUUGCAGGUGGGUUCCUUAGAAAGUAACCCAAAAGCAAGUCACAAAUGCCCAGUUUAAAAUGUACAUGCAUUAUGUUCUUGCUCUUAAAAAAUGGAAAAGGAAAGUACCGCCAUUGGUUGUAUGAUGUUUCUGUAACUUAACUGUUUUAAAUGGGGAUGAUCCAGGUUGUACCUCAUGAUCAGAUUUCAAAUUUUGGAAGUAGAUAUUUCAAAGGUGAUUGAUAAUGUGUGCAAAAGAUUGGCUGUAAAAUGUUAUUAAAACAUUGCUGUUUUCAAUGUAAUGAUCAAUCAGUAAACAGAAAUUAUAUUGUUAGCAUCAGGAAGGGGUAGAUGGAAGAUAAAAUACAUAUACUGGGGUAUUAUGUUUUAUUGGCACUAUGUAAAUAACUAUUUUUGUCACAAUUUUCAUAGAAUGCAAUAAAAUGCAAGAUAUG